GGAUGGGGACUCCAGCACCUCCCUGGGCAGCCCCUGCCAAAGCCUGAGCACCCUUUCCAUGGAGAAAUUCCUGCUGCUGUCCAACCUGAGCCUCCCCCGGCCCAGCCUGAGGCUCUGACCUGUUUUGCCACAAACUGAGCUCACGUGGCAUCCACGGUUUGAGAGGAGGUUUUUGGACAAGGGACCAACCUUUGGGACCUGGCUCAGGAGAAUAAAAACGGCUGACAAAAGGUCUCUCGGAUACUCUUCCUCAAAAAUGCUGGAAGAAACGUCCCAAGCAAGGUGCAGACAGGAAGGUGCCAGGAAUUCCCACAGGGAGGGGGCUCUCCCGGCUGUCCCGGGCUCUGAGCAGGCGGGAGCAGCCUGGUCCCCUGCCAGCCCUGCCCAGGUGUUUGGGAUCAGGCUGUGGGAGGACUGCACAGACAGGAUGUUCCUGCCUUUGGGGAAGCAGAGGGAAUCUCUGUGGGGCGCAGUCCCACGGGAGAACUGCCACAGGGGUCUGUAGGUACUUCUAACAUAUCUCAUUGUUGUUCCUUGCCAAAAAUACCAGGGUCUGUAUCAAACCAUCAUUCCCAAAGUCCUUCUGGUUCAGCAGGUUAAAAUCUCCCAUAAAAAGUAAGAUCUGAAGAGUCAGCAGGGGUGAAAAUCCUUUGUGGGAGCCCACAGGCAACAUCCUUCUCUGGUCAUCUGUGCUGCUACUUCUUCUCCUAGAAGAAACUUUGAAAGAUAAACAAAACCCUUGGAGAAUCCUUUUUAGGCCACCGGUGCUCUUUGGAAGGAGUUUUUUUGGAAAGGCAUUGGCUUUACAGCUGCAGUAACAUUUCAGUUCCCUGCUCCUGCUCCAGCAGAGAGCUCCAGGUGUUGGAGCAGCUCUCUGGAAUGUACUCUCCCCACGGCCCAGCAGAGCAGUGACGGUCUGUGGAGAGCCCUGGGGUGCCAAACCCUGUUGGCCCUGCAUUCCCUCUUCCAUCAGCUGCCUGGAAACCCCUUCCCGGAAUCUAUUAGAUCAAAAUCACAAACUUUCCUCUUCAAAAAACUCCCUGUAUCAUUCAAAUUAAAACUGCACCUUACUGGAAGUCGCUGGAACUGCUGGAGAAUAUUAAGAUCAAAUCCUUUUUCAUGCAAGCUUAUGGGAUGAACCCUGGCAUGAAGCUGCAGUGACAGUCAGCGCUCCGCUUUGAAGUUCACAGCCAACUGUUUUUGUGUGUGAGGCAGCUGGUGGCACUAGGAGGGAAUCAAAUCGGCUCCCCGUGAAGCACCGAGGUUGUGAAGGCGCUCUGGGGAAAUGCAGGGAAAUAUUUGGGUGGAGGUGCGAGUUCCGGCGGUGCCCACGCCCCGGCUGCCAGCAGGGAGCUCGCUCUUGCUCAGCAGCAGCGCCCACAGGAGCAGGAUUGCAGCGGCGUCCCUUUGCAGCUGAGGGGGGGCUCCUCAUUUCCCCUUUCCAGCCUGGAAUAACCCGUGUCACCCGCCCUGGUGUGGCAUCCCCUCUCCUCCGCCGUGCUCGCCCUCAGACUGAUACUUCUUCGUUAGGUUGUGUCUUCAACCUUUCUAUUAUGAAGGCUGAUCCCUCCUCCUCUGGAUUAAUUGCAGUUUUUGUCAGUUUUGCUGGGCAGACAGAGGAGAAAAUAGGGUCUGCCUGGGUGUUUGUACUGGGAGAAGAGGCCCAUAAACCCCUCAGCGCUGCCUGACAGGGAUUCAAACACCGCCAGACCUUGUUUGGACACGGUUUCAGACCUUCUGCCCGCUGUCAUUUCUCAUCUCUCCGCUGUCCCGCUGACGCGGAGGACAAGGACAGCCCGGCCCGAGCAGGAUCCAUGUUCCUGCAGGCGCCUGGCGGUGCUGUGUGCCUGGGAAGCGUGAACAGACAGACGGACAGAGCCCCGCAAUCUCAGGGCAGCACUAACUCACCUUGUUGGGGUUUGGAACAGCUGAGCACGACACCCUCCUCCUCCUCCCCCUCAGUGGGACUCUGGUUUUCCCCUCUUUCUCCUUUGUUCUGCUCUUCCCUUGGAAAGUUUAACACCCUCUUCCCUUUGUGCCAAGCCUUAUCUAUUUCUCGCCUCCCCUCACUGCCACUUUUUCUCUGCUUGCCUUGGAAAUUCCUGCAUUUCUGAUUUUUCUCAAGUGGGCUUGAGGUCUCGCUGUGUUUCCGGUACAUGGACAGGGCAUUUCUGUGUGUCUGCGUUUCCCAGAAACACUUUGGUUUUCCCUACUCCUAAUGGGAAAUUUCGCAGACAGAAAAUCCUUAAAUGCAAGGAGGCCGGAGGCUGGUACCAGCUAAACAGAGGAAGAUUAAGAUCAAGUACAAAACCACGGUGUAACAAGGUAUAGCUCUCACAGGUCUUGAGGCACCCAUGCUUCCCGUUGCACUUCCUUCCAUCUUAGGCAAGUUGCUGACUUCUGCAGAGGAAAACAAUUUGUUACGUGGCUUAUACCCCAUCCUGAGGAGCUGAAUGUGCAGUCCUUUAGGCACAUGGAUAUCUCUGGAAUCCUGCUCAUUCCCACAGCUCGGUGUGCAGCAAGAGGAGUCUAGAGCUAUGUAUGUGUGGAGAGGCAGCAGACUCAUGGCUUACAGCAUUUUCCAGCAUUGCACAGAGCACAAGAACUGUGCUGGUUGCUUGCCACAGGACUCUGUGGGACAAGAGCAUUGAUGUGGGGAAUAAGCAGUAUUGCUUUCAGAGAUGAAACCGAGGGGGUCUGCCCUGUCCCCCUUCACUCGGCACGUUGGGCACUCGCGCACAUUCCAUGGAAGUGGAGCCUUUCCAGGUGCACCUGGUGCCCUCUGGGCCGUGUAAGUGGAUGCCCACCCUGCAGGGCAGAGGAGGAAAUACUCGUUCGGCUCAGGUGGGUGAAGUUCCUCUAGAAAAGCUGAUACCUCUGGACUGCCCCCUUGCUCUUUUGGUGAAUAAAAGCGCCACAAUUGUUCCUGAGAGCUGUUCCUGCAAUAAAACCUCCAGAGGUGGCUGUUCUGCGGUGUCCCUAGAAGUAUAUCCCAGCCCUUAGUAGUCAUUUUCACUAGAGAGGGUUUUCAGGCAGCUGGAACUAAAUCUCCUGGCUGCAGAGCAAGGCUGCUCUGCGAUUCCUUUCCCACAGUCGGCAGCUUUCCUUUAGCUCUGAAAGCUUUUCCUUCCUUCAGGACUGAUCCCACCUGGCUUCUUGAGCCCCCCUUGCUCAGCUUCAUCACCUCCAAUUCCUUCCUCUCUGUCACCCUCCUCACACUCCUCCCCACACUCAUUUACCCCCUCUGGCUGGUUUUGGCUGCUUCUCCUCUCCCUUUCCAGGUUUGUUGCCCUGAACUGUGCAGAGUCCCAGAGAAGAUGCAGAGCACGGGGAGCACACUGCCUGCAGGUGGCCACAGCUCAGGUUCCUCAGUGUCCAGGGGACAGGAUCCAUCAGACGUGGAGCACCGGCAGGACUCCGGCCGUUCUCUCAGGCUGGGGAUUUCGGGUGUGCUGGAGGAGGUGGCAGAAGAUAAAUGUCAGUUCUUUGCAAUUCCAGCGUCAGUCAGGGGUCGCCCCGGAGCUGGAGUUGGAGCAGGCUGGAGAUGCGGCAGUCAAUCAAGAUACCACAGGAAGCAGUGGAGCCAUUAAAGCGGAGUGUGAUUUCGUUGAGCAGCCCUCUACGGAGCCGAAAACAAAGUGGUUAACGCAGCAGAUUCCUGGUUGUAGACGUGAAGCUCAGUUGCCCAGAUCCCCCGGGAGCAUUUUCCAUGUGGAAAUGUAACAUUAAACUGAAUAAUUUGCAUGAUCUGGCACUUCCUUCCUUCCUUCCUUCCGUCCUUCCAAGGAGUAACUGGACUGUGGGUGGUUUGGGUGGACAAUUCCCUUUCCAUGGGUUCAGCUUUGGCUUUGAAUGUGCUGUGUAGGCACCUAAGGCUGUAAUUAAAUUAAUACCAUCAAAGGCAAUGUCUGAUAUUUCCAAACACACAGAGUCCACAAACACACAACCCCAGACCAUGCCUUUCUUUGAGAGCGCUUCUGGGGCCUUUAUUGCCUUUAGUGGGCCACUUUUUUUUUAAAUUUCUGGUUUUUAACUGGUUCAAAGGGCUGGAGUAAGCAGCAGCACUCCCAACUUCACCACCACCCAUGAGCUGUCGUCACGCAGCACUGUCUCAGGGCAGGAGAUGGAGGCAGCCAAAGCCCUACCACAGCAGCUAUUCCUGGGCUGCCCGAGGCGGAUCAGCCUCUGGAAUGUGUGUUUGUCCAGGCUUGCAGGGAUCUGUGGGAGGGACUCUGGGUUCGUGUGCUGUACUCCCUGUACACACAUCAGACAAGUGCCCCCAGCCCCGCAGUGUCACCGGGUAAGAGUGCUGCUGUGGGACACAGUGACAACACUCUCCUCCUCGUUCACCCACAGAGGAUCAUCUCCUAACUGUGCCUUUAUUCCUGAUUCAAAAGCAGGAGCUGUGAAGCUCAGCCACUUCUUUGCUUUGCCUCCCUCGUGAAUUUUGGAGCUGGUAGAGCGAAGCUUUGAUGUUGAUUGGAAUACUUGACUUUCCUGUACCUGUCUAAUACCAUGAUUAGACUUUUGUAUUUGAUCAAAAUGAGAAAUCUACAUUAAAGGGCUACACCAAGCACCUCCUGGCUUGAUUUAAAGGAAAAUAAUAAUCAGAUGUUUUCCCAGGGCUGCAGCACUUAGAAAAUAAGCCCCACUCCAAGACUCAAGUUAAGCUUUUGUUGUAAGAACAACUGUAAUGACCCACUUUAAACAAGAUUUUAGCAGACGGAAGUUCAGGCUUUCUGUACUGAAUUGCAACAGAGCUGCAGUCUCGCAGUUAAGAAUUGUUAGCCCUGCAAUUAGGCACCUUUAAUCGAAUCCCUGCCACUUGCUUAAUUCUAGCAGCACUUCAGCCACCCUGUGAGAAGCAGUGAAAUCAGCCCUGCCACACCUCUCCCAGGCUGCCAUUGGCUGCAAACCUGUCAGGCUUGAUGGGCUGCAGUCAGAGGGGAUUUCAAAGCAAAUAAAUAGCAGGGCCUUGGAGCAAUCAGGAAUGAUUUCCACCUGUUUGAACUCCUGACUGGAGCAAGCCUCUGCUGAGAAACCCAACCUUGGAGCAAGCCUCUCCCGAGAAACCCAACCUGCUGCAUGAGGAAACGGCCAGAGACGAUACUCCUUCUCAUGGUGUCCACGAUUUCUGUGAGUAAGUGACUUUGGCAGCCCCUGGGCCAGCAGCUGGAGCAGGUUUGGGAGCAGGUUUGGGAGCAGCAUGGCUUGCUGCGUGCUCCAGAUCACCGGGCUGAUUUUCGGCGGUGUGGGCAUGGUGGGCACCCUGGCAGCCAUGGCCAUGCCCCAGUGGAGGGUCUCUGCCUACGUGGAUGGCAACAUCGUGGUGUUUGAGACCAUCUGGGAGGGGCUGUGGAUGGACUGCAUCAGCCAGCUGGGCAUCAGGCUGCAGUGCAAGUUCUACGACUCGGUGCUGGCGCUGCCCCCGCCGCUGGAGGCCUUCCGGGCCCUCAUGUGCGUCGCCGUGGGGCUGUCCAUCGUCUCCUUCCUGAUGGCCAUUGUCGGGGUCAAGUACACUCAGCGCGGCAAGGAGGGUCCCCAGGGCAUCAGCAUCUUCAUCCUGGCAGCUGGUGUUGCCUUCCUCCUCACGGGCAGCCUGGUCCUCAUCCCGGUGUCCUGGACUGGGGGCAGCAUCAUUCGGGACUUCUACGACCCCGACGUGCCCGUGCCGCUGAAGCGGGAGCUGGGAGCCGCCCUGUACGUGGGCUGGGGCAGCAGUGCCCUGCUGCUGGCCGCAGGAGCCAUGUACUGUCACUUCUGGUGCUGGGCUGACACGGCCACGAGGCCCAGGUACCCCUCGCUGGCCCGGGCCCGGCUGGCCAGGGCAGGAGGGCCGGCCCUGGGUGUCCAUGCCUACGUGUAGGGGCUGCCUGUGGCCACGGAGCCAGGGAGUGCUCUGGGCUGCACAGGACCUUAGGGAUCAUCUCGUUCCAGCCCCUGCCAUGGGCUCGGACACCUUCCACUGUCCCAGGCUGCUCCAAGCCCUGCCCAAGCUGGCCUUGGACACUGCCAGCGAUGGGACAUCCUGUGAUCUUCCUACUUGACAUGUGCUGAUUGACUCCUUAAUUUACUUUCAGGCCUGUAAUGGAGGAGUAAUUUUGUUCCCUUGCUGUUUACUGUUGAUGGGGAUAUCUGCUCUCUAACAGCCUGGCAGGAACUGUUCUUACACGGGUGUUUGGUUAGAGCACAGUCCCCAUUUAUUUGGGAAUGAGGAAAGGCGUGGGGACAGCGGCAGUCAGGAGGCUCUCCGGGAAGAUGAACAGCCUGUGCUGGGCUGGAGGGAAGGAGCUGCUGUGCAAUAUCCCACAGCCCUUCCCAGACCCCCGAGGUGCAAAGGGAGCAGGGCAUUUCCCUCUGGAGUGGAGUGACUGCAAGGAGUGCUCUGGGGGAAGCGUGGGGCUGGCAGCACGGCUCAGUGAACGGAGAAGCCUGCAGCAAUCCUGCUGCCAGUCCUGCACAGGGAUGUUCGUGCUACCCCAGCAGAGGCCUCUGGGAUUGUCCUUGGCAUUCUCUGGUGCUUGUGGAGCUGGUGCAUCCUCCUCAUCUCCUCUGCAGGGCCCAGAACAGUCAGAUUUUUAACCACUUCCCCAAAAUGUGCCGUGAGAGUAUUGGCUUCCUGCUGUUUGCCACCCCUCAUCUUCCAUGGCUUCUCCUGCUCUGCAGGCAGCACCUACUCCUCUGCAAAGCCCUAGCCUUGCUCUGGCUGUUUUGUGCUUGCCAGGCUGAUUUGGGAAUGCAGCUGGAGCAGCCUGAUCCUGUCUGUCCAUCCUGCAGGAUCCAAGAGUGUUUGCAGCUGGGCAUUUUAUUAUUCCCAGCUGAAAACCUUGGAAUCUGCAUUUGACGGUGUCUGUGGUGUUGAUAAGUGCCCAAAGCAGGUCCAGCUCAGAAGGGUUUUUCUGGUUCUUUACCCAGCAGGGAUGGAUGGCAGCAUUUAAGGGGUCAUUUCGUGGCCCAGGGCUCAGCCUGAGCCUUUCUGUGCCUGUGGCUGGUGCUGUGGCAAGGCUGUAAUGGCUGCUGGGGCUGAGGAGAGCAAUGUCUCUGUGUGCUCAUUUGACUGUUCAGUCUGAAAGGGAGCAUGGAAAGGUGCCUGUAAUUAAAGAAGCCUUUUAUUAACUUGGCUUCAGAUGAACUUAGAUGAGACAGUGCAGUGCUCCACAGAAAUUCAUUACAUGUAUUCACUCAUGAGCAUCUGCAUUGAGGACAGCCAGCUCAGAUCUUGCAGUGGGAAUUUUCUAGGCACCACAAAACAGGUGUGAUGUGUCCAGCUUAUCACUUGAGCAGUCGAAUCAGCACUUACUAAUUCUAGAUGAAAAUUGAAGAAAACAGUCAUAAAUAGGUUUUCUAGCACUAAGCCAUAUAUUUUUUCUGUUGUCUUAUGAAGUUUGUCACUGACAGCUGAUUUCAGUGGAGCCAUUCUGGUGUCUUUGGUAAUAAUUUCCUCUACCCUGAGGACCUCCACCUCCUAUUUUAUUGUAUUUUGAUCCUAUAAUGCAUAUUUUGUUUAAUAUGGAACUAUUUGGUGAGUAAGCCAGAAUUGCAGGUUUUGGAGUAAUUUAGACAUGACAUUUGUGAUUAACAAAGCAGAGGAUGAAGACAUUUGCAAUGCAAAUUUGAUACAUAUUUAUGUGUAGGUAAUGGAUUUAAAUGAUGAUGGAUUCAGUGUAAUGCAACUUCAUGCAGAUGUAAGUGCUUAAGAAGUAAUUAAGUACAGUUUUCUAUAACAUUAAUUAGAGGCUCC
Corvus hawaiiensis (hawaiian crow) is the source of this 7741-nucleotide messenger RNA. Its product is annotated as claudin-17-like. The transcript is spliced from 14 exons. Gene Ontology annotation, molecular function: structural molecule activity. Gene Ontology annotation, biological process: bicellular tight junction assembly; cell adhesion. The record is from RefSeq and is a predicted model, not a curated record. The coding region runs from base 5207 to 5866 and encodes 219 amino acids. Gene Ontology annotation, cellular component: plasma membrane; bicellular tight junction. Lineage: Eukaryota; Metazoa; Chordata; Aves; Passeriformes; Corvidae.